Molecule: messenger RNA, 2427 nt
Organism: Penicillium digitatum Pd1
Lineage: Eukaryota; Fungi; Ascomycota; Eurotiomycetes; Eurotiales; Aspergillaceae
Source: RefSeq, a predicted model, not a curated record
AUGGAGCAGUCUCGACCAAUCAUGUGGCGUGAGCUUGCCAAACAGGUUCCCGGCCGAUCGAAUAAAGAUUGCCGUCGACGCUGGUGGAAUACCUUGGGUGGUGGUACUGCCAAGGGACUGUGGUUAGAGGAGGAGGACAAGCUACUUACCGAGGCAGAUGAGCGGCUGCUACACGAAGUCCUCACAAAUAGCAUCAACUGGUCCGUUAUAGCGACAACUCACAACCCCCGAAGGACAACACUAUCCCUUAAAAACCGAUACGCGACUUUGCGUUUGAGACAUGAAAAGAACGCCAAUGGGAAGCAGUCACCACAGGAGCCGGGAGAAUCGAGUCAGGAUCUGAUGGACCAGGCAGACGACGAUGAAGACCGGGGCGAUAGUGGGCAGAACGACGAGAGCGGGGAUGAGUACAAUUACGACGACAUUCCGGAUCUUCCCCCCAUAACAGGCUCUAGCUCUAGCUAUUCGUCAAUGCUUCCUGCAACGCCGUUGGAUUGGAUGGAUGUAUUCAAUCAAACUGGGGAAGUCCCAUCCGCCCCGCUUACCAGCACUGUAGUGCCGGGGGGAGGAUUAGUGACGCACUUUGACCUGGGAGCAAUAUCUGAAGAGAUGGGAAACCGUCCGCUUCUAGAGUCUUUCGGCAUAUUGCAUGUCUGCAGUACGACGGUUUCGGCGAGCCCCCUUGGACAACACCCGGCAGAGUCCGUCUUUGAUUAUGUCAUCGUUGGCAGUGGCCCCGGGGGCCUGACUUUAGCAAAUCGGCUUACAGAAAACCCAAAGGUAUCAGUGGCAGUCAUUGAGGCUGGUACAUGGGCCGAGGAUGUGGUGGGAAAUCUCAGCGCUGUGCCUGGCUAUGGCGGCAAGUAUCUCCUCAAGAGCGUCAAUUCAAUUCCGACUGCCAUUGAUUGGGACUUCGUGACUACACCACAGGCUGGCAUCAAUAAUCUUGUCGUCCGCUACCCGCGAGGAAAAGUGCUAGGAGGAAGCUCCAACCUCAAUGCCAUGGCUUGGGGUGAAUCGAGCCGCGGGGCCUUUUCCAAAUGGGCAGCCGAGGUUGGUGACAAGUCCUUCACCUACGAAAACAUUGCCCAGUAUUACAAGAAGCCCGUGCGAUUCACGCCGUAUCGAGCCGGGACUCGUUUUGCCAAUGCGACCCCAUCCUAUGAUCCUGCCGAGGUUGGCCAUAGUGGGACUUUGGACGUGACAUAUCCCGCUUACGCGUACAGCUGGACAACAUGGCUGGCGGUUAUGCUUGAAGCUGCGGGCAUGCCAGCACAAAAUGCCUACAUUGACGGUUCCCUCAACGGAUCAGCGUGGCACAUGUCCGCAACUAACCAGACAACCGGGAAGCGGUCCUCUGCGGACACGGCAUACCUCCGUCCAGUACUGGGUCGGCGCAAUCUAGUCGUCUUUCAGAAGACGCUGGCAGAGCGGAUCCUGUUCAGUCACGGCAACAUGGCAACUGGGGUGCAGGCGAGCUCAGACAACGCAAAGUUUACCCUGCACGUGAGAAAAGAGGUCAUUGUUGCUGGUGGGGUGUUUCAAUCACCACAAAUACUCCAAGUUUCUGGUGUUGGGCCAAGAAAACUGCUUAAAAAGCACGGCAUCCCCGUCGUAGCGGACCGGCCAGGCGUGGGUCAGAACAUGCAGGAUCAGAUUUUCGCGGAUAUUGUCUACCGUGUCAAUCUUCCAACGGGGGACACACUAGGCAUUACAGAGGCCGAUAUUAUCGCGUUCAAUACCAAUGCCACUGGGCCUCUGACUAACCCUGGGGGCGAGUAUGGCGGUUUCGAAGACAUCCCCGCGGGUUUACGAUCAGGGCUCUCUCCUGGGACCUUGAACGGUCUAGAGGCCUAUCCAUCGGACUGGCCGGACAUCCAGUACCUCACCCUCCCCAGAUUCCUGGGUGACCUAGGUACCACGCCUUCCCCAGACGAUGGAAACAACUACGCCAGCCUGAUGGGAAUCAUAAUGAAGCCACAAUCGACUGGAUCUGUAUCUAUUUCCUCGGCCAGCAUGCACGACCCACCUAUCAUCAACCCUAAUUGGAUGACGACGGACGCCGACCUCGAAGUUAUGGUUGCUAUUUUCAAGCGGAUGCGGCAGCUGUGGCGGUCCCCGGUCAUGAAAAACAUCACAAUCGGGGAUGAGGUCUGGCCUGGAUCCAGCGUGGAAAGUGACAAGGAGAUCAUCGCGUUCCUACGAGAGACGGUGAGCCCUAUGUCACAUGCAACUUCGACUUGUAAGAUGGGGAAGAGGAGUGACCCAUUAGCGGUCGUUGACAGUAAGGGAAGUGUGAUUGGAGUAAAGAACUUGCGUGUCAUCGACAGCUCUGCGAUGCCGUUCCUGCCGGCUGGUGGAGAGCCUCAGUCUGUCGUCUACAUGCUAGCUGAGAAAUUGGCGGACACGAUCAAGGCCGAGUGGUAG